CGAUCGAAGUGUGCUUGCGUCCUGAUCCCACCAACCGCAGAGGACAGAGGACCAUGGAGAGCGGCACGGAGCGGCGGCGGCGGCGGCACCACUUCGUGCUGGUGCACGGCACCUGCCACGGCGCGUGGUGCUGGUACAAGGUGGCCACACUCCUGUCAUCCGCGGGCCACCGCGUGACGGCGCUGGACAUGGCCGCGUGCGGCGCCAGCCCCGGGCGCGCCGAGGAGGUGCCGUCCUUUGAGGAGUACAGCCGGCCGCUCCUGGCCACGGUGGCCGGCCUGGCGCCCGAGGAGAAGGUGGUCCUCGUCGGCCACAGCUUCGGCGGGGUCAGCCUCGCGCUGGCCAUGGAGCAGUACCCGGACAGGGUCGCCGUCGCCGUCUUCGUCGCGACCGGCAUGCCCUCCGCUGGGAAGCCGAUGGCGUUCGUCUUCGAGCAGUUUUUGCAAGAAGAGUACCCAGCGGACCGCUACAUGGACUGCGAAUUCGAAACCAGCGGCGACCCCCAGCGUCCCGUGGAGACAUUUCGGUUCGGGCCACAGUACCUGAAGCAGAGACUGUACCAGCUCAGUCCCCCAGAGGACUUGACCCUGGCAAUGGCGAUGGUGAGGCCGUCACAGCGGUUCCGAGACGACGCGACGAUGAAGGGGGGUAUCCUGACGGCGGAACGGUACGGCGGCGUGAGGCGGGUGUGCGUCGUCGCCGAGGACGACGCGUCAGUGCCGGCAGGCUUCCAGCGGCGGAUGGCGUCGUGGAACCCCGGCACGGAGGUGACGGGGUUGCAGGGAGCCGACCAUAUGUCCAUGCUCUCGAAACCAGGGGAGCUGUCAGAACUUCUCAUGGAGGUUGCCAACAAGUACAGCUGAAACUUGUAUCAUGUAAAUGGCUAUCAGCAAAAUGGUUGUUCAGGUACGCUUGUUUCAGAUGAACAAAUGGAGACGGAAGUUUGAAGUAACACGAUGAAAUAAGACUAGAUUUUGUAUCCAAUGCAGUUGUAACUUUCUAAGGU
Molecule: messenger RNA, 1006 nt
Organism: Zea mays
Lineage: Eukaryota; Viridiplantae; Streptophyta; Magnoliopsida; Poales; Poaceae
Exons: 3
Coding region: 54-863 (269 amino acids)
Biological process (GO): salicylic acid metabolic process; jasmonic acid metabolic process
Molecular function (GO): methyl jasmonate esterase activity; methyl indole-3-acetate esterase activity; methyl salicylate esterase activity
Source: RefSeq, marked validated